This is a messenger RNA of Lepidothrix coronata (blue-crowned manakin), 3569 nucleotides long. RefSeq names its product BCL2 interacting protein 3 like (gene BNIP3L). The coding region runs from base 234 to 776 and encodes 180 amino acids. The transcript has 6 exons. Gene Ontology annotation, cellular component: nucleus; mitochondrial outer membrane; mitochondrial envelope. NCBI's taxonomy places the organism in Eukaryota, Metazoa, Chordata, Aves, Passeriformes, Pipridae. Gene Ontology annotation, biological process: mitochondrial outer membrane permeabilization; defense response to virus; positive regulation of apoptotic process. The record is from RefSeq and is a predicted model, not a curated record.
GUGGCUGAGUCAAUAGCACUGACGUGAGCUAUUCCCCUCUAUAUCCGGCGUCUCUGUCAGCUGCUCUGCUGCAUCCUUUUGUUCCCGGGAUAACUCCAGUGAGGCACAUCAUGUAGGCUCUGCUACUUACUUGGCAGAUGCUUUCCCUUCCUUUUAAACAGCUCUUUCCAUGUGUCCUUCCGUCUGAUUAUUAAGAAUGCUGCACUCCAAGAGGUUCCUGGGUGGAGCUGCAGAUGAACGGGAACGGCAACAGCACCGACAACGGCAACGGCAAGAACGGGGGUCUGGAGCACGUCCCUUCCUCCUCCUCCAUCCACAAUGGGGACAUGGAGAAGAUCCUCCUGGAUGCCCAGCACGAGUCAGGACAGAGCAGCUCAAGAGGUAGUUCCCACUGUGACAGCCCUUCACCUCAAGAUGAUGGACAGAUAACUUUUGAUGUGGAAAUGCACACAAGUAAAGACAGUAGUUCUCAGUCCGAAGAAGAAGCAGCAGAAGGAGAGAAGGAAUUGGAAGUUUUGAAGAAAAGUGCAGACUGGGUGUCAGACUGGUCAAGUAGGCCUGAAAACAUUCCUCCCAAGGAAUUCCAUUUCAGACAUCCCAAACGUUCAGUGUCCCUAAGUAUGAGAAAAAGUGGAGCAAUGAAAAAAGGUGGCAUUUUCUCUGCAGAAUUCCUGAAGGUUUUCAUUCCAUCUCUGUUCAUAUCUCAUGUUUUGGCUCUGGGAUUAGGGAUCUACAUCGGGAAGCGCCUGACCACGCCCUCGGCCAGCACCUACUGAGCCCCCGCCCCGGGACGCUCCUUCUGUCUCCUUUCGUUUGGAGCCCAUCCUCAGCAUGCCCCUGCCUCCGCCCUCCCCUCCCAUCCCAGGGAAUUCCGCCGGAAUUCCGGGGGUUCGGCCGCCCCCCGGCAGAGUUCCCCCCGCAGGAGCCAGUUCCUCCCGCAGGAGUUCCCCCCGUGGCUCUGUCGUCGCAAGGGCUUCUCUUCUCUCCACGCCAAAACUGCCACCAGCAAGUCCCCUCCGGUCCUUUCGUGCCCCCCACCCCGAGCUCUGGGCCUGCUGGAAGCAGAGCUCCUGCUGGAAGCGUCGCUGGGAAAGCCUCUGGAAGGAAGGGAGGGACUGAAGAGUUCUUCCGAGGUGGAAUCACCGGAGAAAUCACCGGCAAUAAAACCCCAGUUUAAAGCAGCUUUUUUUGGGGGGAGAGUUUCCUUGGCCCCUCCUAUUGGCACCGUUUGAUUUGCAGGAGGCCAAGACUGCAUCAGUUUUCCAGUAGGAUAAACUUAAAAUCCAUCAGCAUAUUUUAAUAUUAGGUAAUCGUUGUAAUCUUGUCUUUUCUAUGAAGUCGGCUCCUUUAUUCCUUGUAGGAAAAAAAAAAACCUGUCUGAUACCUAGAAUAUAUUAGAAAAAAAAAAUGGCAUCGUUUGCAUGUAAAGAAGAGUUUUUUCUUUUCCUUUACCUUGUUUUCUUAAGGGGAAAUUUGAAAUGUGAAAAAAAGUAGUUUUAAAUUAAGGAAAAACCCAACAGCUGUAGGUGUAGUUAAGCUCUUAAGUGUAAAAGGAAAUGACUCUUGUUUGUUGUGGAACCAUUUAUAACUGAAAUGGCAGUUUCAGCCAGCAAAUGUUUGAUUUCUCAUUAUUAAUUUCUCAUUAAAGGGGGGGACAGUCUUGCAGGUGCAUAAAAAAGGUUCAGAAGUCGUGGAAUGUCUUCUGCAAAUGAAUUUUUCCAUCCUCCUCUCUCUCAUUGUUUACUGUACAAUCUCCUUUUUGGGGAUACUCUUGGAAACCUGGAAGUCACUCGUGGUGUCUCCAUCUUAGACAGACUCUCACUGCUGUCGUUGAACUUUUAUCUUAGGGAACAUUGUUAAGCCUUGUCCUCCUUCAGUGACACUUCUUUUUCAGAAAUGUGAAGCUUUAGUACCAAAUUGUUACAAAGCAUUGGGACACUCGUGUCCUUAAAUAGAUUUUAUUGGAGUUCAGAACAUGUAGCAUGACUCUGAAGGACAGAAUACUCUUUUUUUAUAUAUAUAUGAAUAUAUAAAAAAAAAAUAUGAUAUAGACUUUAAUACUAAGUAUUUAGGGAACCAAUGCUAAUUUUAAGACUAGCAAAAAAUCUUAAUUAAAUAAAAACUUUAGUUGGCUGACUCGCAGAAGAUAAAGAAAUCCAGUCAGCCAGUUUGGAGAGAACAGCUACCUAUAAUUGUUUUGCUUGCAUCAGACUUUAUAAUAAGUUGAUUAUUUGAUAGAGCAGUGAUUGCUUGAACCAGUUGAUGCAUAGAAGCUAAAGCCCAGCUGAGAUGUGGUUGAAAAAAACUUAGUUAGCUCCCAGGAAGUAAAAAAAGUGCAGUGUGACCCCACUGCUAAAGUGUAUUUAUUUGUAUUCUCUGUUUCUGAGCGCUGUCAGACCAUGCUUUCGGGGUGACAGGGCAGCCUAACAGCAAAUUCUCUGGAAUAAUCUGCUUUUUUCCCCCCUUUUAGUGGCACUUGAGUUGCCUCCAAGUGUGUAUUUGUUCCAGGCUGGAGACUGGGUUUCACCCAGAGGUGGGGGAGGGAAGGGGGAAGUGCUGGAGGGUGUUUUAGAGAGCACCAAGCACUUCAUUUUCCAGCCCUAAAAAACCAGGGCAGGGGAGAAAGGCUGAAACACUUUUCAGUUCUAACCCAGCACCUUGUUCUGGAUGGAAAUGGGAGUAGUGGAAAAAUAGAUUUUUACCAAGCAGGGAGUACUUUUUAAAGAGGAAAAAAAAAACCAAAACCCAACGAAUUCCCCAUUUCUGAAUUCCAAGGUAAUUAAUUCUUCAGGAUAUCUGCUAAAAUAACAUUGCAAGCUUGUGGCUGGAGUAUCAACGCCACGUGUGAGAUCUGAGGUAAAAUGAAAUAAAAAUUGUUUUUUAUUUCAAAUUGGAGCUGAGGUCACUGUAACACUCGCUGGGAUACAAUGCAGUAUUUAUUGAUACCCUACAUAAGCUCUGGAGGAGAGUCUACAACUUUUAGUUUUACAAUGAGCAGGAACCAGAUCGUUGUACAAUUUGAAAAAGGGGUUUCAACUCUUUUGACAAGUUGGAAGUUUUGUUAAGAUAAACGUUGUUUAAAAAGAAAAAAAAAAAAAAAGCUUUAUACCUGUUUACAGUUUUGGAAAAAAGAAAUAAAAAAGAAAAAAACACACAAAAAAAAAAGACACAAAAAACCACACACAAAGCAGGCUUCAUUUUUCUUACAUUCAGUGAAAAACUGGCCUCGACUAUUUGUAAAUAGGAUCAAGAAAAAAAAAAAAAGGCAUAAACUGGCACAUGAGAAGUGCAGCAGGCUGACCUUAACUGCAGCAAAAAAGCAUCUUUACUUACUGUUUUCAGAAGUGAAAAGCUGAAGAUUGUUGGCAAUUCAACCUUUUUUUUUGUUUUUUUUUUGUUUUUUUUAAUUGACAUUCGUUGAGAUCUCGGAGUUACCUGAGCCAAAGUGAUUCUGCAUUCUUCACCCAUUAGUUAGCACUUUGUAACAUUACCUACAGUUUACAUGUAUGAGUUGUAGCUUAUAAAACAUUUUGUGCCAUUAAAGCUCUCACAAAACUGCUGGUCUGAAA